Messenger RNA from Nematolebias whitei (Rio pearlfish), 2806 nucleotides. It is a transcript of the gene chtf18, whose product is annotated as CTF18, chromosome transmission fidelity factor 18 homolog (S. cerevisiae). Gene Ontology annotation, molecular function: ATP binding; ATP hydrolysis activity. NCBI's taxonomy places the organism in Eukaryota, Metazoa, Chordata, Actinopteri, Cyprinodontiformes, Rivulidae. Bases 1 to 2769 code for a protein of 922 amino acids. The transcript is spliced from 22 exons. The record is from RefSeq and is a predicted model, not a curated record.
AUGGACGAAUACGACGAGAUAUUCGGGAUUGAGGACCACUUCGACGAGCAGUUCGCCGACGAGCUCGAAGUGUUGGCUGAGAUGGAGGAGGAUGAAAUGUCAAAGCCUGCAAAGCGUCAGAAACAAGGUUCAGGAGACGACAUUGCUGACAUCGAGCACCUGUUGGACGAUCAUCCCAUCACUCCAAAGGCGAAGCGGCAGAAGCAGGAUGCCGGUGUGGUAAAGCAGCUUUUUAAGGCUGCAGAAAGUCGGGAGCGUAAAGUCCCAACACGGCAUGAUGGCAUCACACCACCAUCCUCUCCUGAGCACUACGAGCCCUCGGACACCUUCAGGUCUCCUCCUGCUGUGCUGGAUAUCAGUGGCUUAGCUGAGAUCCCAGAGACUCCCAGUCGACCCCUGACAGCUGCUUCACCAUCAUCCCUGCACGUUCUCAGGCGACCUCCUUCGGAAGGAGAGUACAUCAGUGUAACAGAUUCAUCGGGGAAUCGGGUUUACCUCAGACAGAAAGAAGAGAUGGAGACGAAGCUCGUGGACUCCAGACUUGCACCAAACUCGUACGGUGCACUGGGGCUCCUGGCAGUGCCAUUAAGAGUUUUGAAAGAACAAGAGGCAGAGCGGCGCCACCAGCAGGUUGUUGAGGAAUCACAGCGUCUUACAGAGCUGCUGGACAGCAGCGUGAACGGCGUCUUUGCUGCAUCUGAAAAUGACGAAAAUGAGGAUCUUGAAGACGCAGAGGGACGGGCGUCUCGACUGUGGGUGGACAGAUUUUCUCCACGCCACUUCACAGAGCUUCUCAGUGAUGAUUUUACAAACCGCUGCUUGCUCAAGUGGCUGAAGCUGUGGGACACGGUGGUGUUCGGCAGAGAGAGGAAGUCCCGCCCUGCUCGCUCUGACAGACAGGCUGCCAGUCAGAACGCCUUCAAACCCAAUCAGGGAAAUCAGAACCCAAAUCGCUUUAAGAGUAAGAUUGAGAUAACCGAGGAGCUUCUGGAGGCCGAACUGGAUCAAUAUAAACGACCCAAGUUUAAGGUGGUGCUGUUGUCCGGUCCUCCUGGUUUAGGGAAGACAACUCUGGCUCACGUCAUAGCGAAGCAUGCUGGGUACAACGUGGUGGAAAUCAACGCCAGUGAUGAUCGCAGCGCCGAGGUCUUCCAGAAACGCAUCGACACAGCGACGCAGAUGAAGUCCGUUUUAGGAGCCAACGAGAAGCCGAACUGCCUCAUUAUAGACGAGAUCGAUGGAGCGCCUGCGGCUGCCAUCAACAUCCUGUUAGCGGUUUUGAACAGAAAAGACGGACAUGGCGGAGAGGCCAUAACAGAGGCGACGACGAAGAAGAAAAAGAAGAAGGAGCCCAUCUUGCUUCGACCAAUCAUCUGCAUCUGCAACGACCUUUACGUUCCAGCUCUCAGACCUCUCAGGCAGCAGGCCUUUCUACUGGCUUUCCCUCAAACUCAGCCUUCCCGUCUCACUCAGAGACUCGCGGAGAUCUCACAGCGGCAGGGGCUCAAAGCAGACAUCGGCGCUCUGAUGUCGCUGUGCGAGAAAACGGACAACGACAUUCGCUCCUGCAUCAACACGCUGCAAUUCCUCCACGGCCGCGGCCUCAAGCAACUGGACACCAGAACUGUCCAGAAUAUCUCAGUUGGACAGAAGGACCAGAAUAAAGGCUUCUUCCAUUUGUGGCAGGAGAUCUUCCAGUUACCUCGAAUUAAAAGGAAACGUAUCAGUGAGGGCUUUGAAGAGGCGCCCGGUUCAGGAAGUGGAGCUGAAAGGUUUCAGCACGUUUUACACCUCGCUUCAUCCAGUGGCGAAUAUGAAAAGGUGUCUCAGGGUCUGUAUGAUAAUUAUUUGUCCAUGCGGGUGAGAGAUCCCAACCUGCACAGCGUAUGCGAGGCUCUGGAUUGGCUCGGGUUCUCUGACAGGCUGAACCAAGUGAUUAUGCACGGACAGAACUUCUCUCUGAUGAGAUACCUGCCCUUCCUGUCCGUCGCAUUUCACUUCCUGUUUGCUCACACAAAUGUGCCACGCAUCAGUUAUCCCCACAGCCAACAGGAGGCUUCGUCCCGUCUCCUCAGCUGCAGGAAUGCUAUGUCCACCAUGUUGGCUGAAAUCCCAGCAAGCAUCCAAGAGAGAAUCAGCCGCCUCAGCCUGACCCUCGAUAUUCUCACUCUGCUCCUCAACAUCAUCUGUCCCAAACUACGGCCUGUGAACCCGCAGCUGUUCAGCAGCAGAGAGAAGGAGCAAAUGCACGAGCUGAUCGACACCAUGCUGGCCUACAACCUCUCAUAUAGACAGGACCGCACACCUGAAGGGCAGUACACAUACGUGCUUGAGCCGCGUGUUGAGGAGGUGGCGUGGUUUCCAGGACUGCCGCCGCGCCGCCAGCUCACCUAUCAGGCGAAACAAACCAUCAGCAGAGAGAUGGAGCGGGAGAAGAUGAGGAGAGCCGAGCAAAUGAUGCUGCAGCGAAACCCCGUCGCGAAAGAGGAAGGAAAGAAGAUUGCUGGUCCAAAACCGACCAGAAACCAUCAGCAGAGGCUGGAGAACAUUGUCAAACAGACCACAGUGGAGGCCAGACCUGAGGUGGACUUCUUCGGUCGAGCUGUCGCCCCCAAAGCUCAAAGAGCACAACCGUCCUUGGACACAGGAGAGAAAUGUGCCGUUCUUGCCAUGGGGACGGCAGUGGGCAACAGUGACGUAUGGUUCCGCUUCAACGAGGGCAUGUCCAACGCAGUCAGACGAAACGUCUACAUCAGAGAACUUCUAUAACACACACACACACACACACACACACACACACACACAC